GCAACAAGAAAGAACAAAUACCUGUUGCCUGGACAGGAGCUCCAAGAGCCAUCCAAACAUUAGGGCUGUUUCCUGAUUGCCCCCCAGUAGGAGUUUCUCUCCCACCUGGGGCCCCCCUACACUCGCUCUCUCCUCAAGGCCAGAGGUCUGGAACAUUCCUCAGAUGAGGGUUGAACUAUUUCUGAGAGAAAACGGAGGCUCAGACAAAGCUAGUGAGUGUCCGAGUGGGAUUUGAACCUUGCUUGUCCUUUCAAGCCAUUCAGCCAGGCUGCCUCUCGCCCUUCAAGUUCUGUUACUCUGAGAUUCCAUAAGUUCUGGUCUGGUACUGGUAUUAGAAGAUUCUGAGACAAUGCAACUGGAUUCUGCUAAGAUAGACUGAGGGCCUACCCUGCUUCCCACUGGGGAUACGAAGAUUGGCAUGAAAUAAUCCCUGAUUUCAAGGAACAACCAGGAGCAAGUAUGGACACCUUCAGCACCAAGAACCUUGCUCUGCAGGCUCAGAAGAAACUCCUGAGCAAGAUGGCCUCCAAGACUAUGGCCAGUGUGUUCAUUGAUGACACAAGCAGUGAGGUCCUCGAUGAGCUCUAUAGGGUGACAAAGGAAUUCACCCGGAACCGCAAGGAGGCCCAAAAGAUCAUUAAAGACCUCAUCAAGAUCGUCAUGAAAUUGGGUAUCCUCUACCGAAACGGGCAGUUCAGCCCUGAGGAGCUGGCACUAAUGGAACGCUUUCGAAAGAAGGUCCAUCACCUGGCCAUGACGGCCGUCAGCUUCUACCAGAUAGACUUUACAUUUGACCGACGGGUCAUGGCCACCACCCUCCACGAGUGUCGAGACCUGCUGCACCAGGCUGUCAACACACACCUGACGAGCAAGUCUCAUUCACGCAUCAACCAUGUCUUUAACCACUUUGCAGACUUUGAGUUUCUGGCAGCACUGUAUGGACCCUCUGAGCCCUACCGUUCCCACCUGCGACGGAUCUGUGAUGGGAUCAACAAAAUGCUAGAUGAAGAUAGCAUAUGACCUCAGAAGUGAUAGGAAACAGAGGCAACUGUCCUGCUCUUGGCCUCGGAGGUGGGGGAGAUGUGUUUAUUCCCAUUUCUUUUCUCCCAUUCUGAAUCUAGCCCAAAUGACUCGAUCUACUCUCGUUCCUCAUGGUAUAAAAAGGGGUUUGCAACCCAUAGAAUUGUUUUACCAGCAGAUUUCACAGGCAUUGUCUCUACUUUUGUAGGAAAUGCUCUCAGGGAAUCUAGGAUCCCAAAGGGGAGCUUUUUGCUUCAAAAAAGGAGUGCAUUUUAUCAUGGAGAAGAAUGUGGUAUAGUGACUAGAGCCAACCUUGGUGUCCAUUAGUUGGCACCUCAGCUUCAGGGAACUGGCCAUACACCCCAGUGAAUGUCUUUUCCUCUGACUUGGUCCAAGCUUUCAUUCCUGUGUGUGGCUCAGGAACUAUCCUGUGGUCUUGUAAGAUCCAGCUGCAUUCACACCUCUGAAAGCUCAGUGUAUUCAGUCCAAGAGCUGGCGAGGAGGAACCUACCCCAUAGGAGCAGCAAUCUGUCCCACUCACGAAGUUGGGGUUUCAUGGAAAGCUAGUCAGGGCUGAGAAACUUAUUCAGCAGACAAGGGAAAGGCCUGAGAGUGCCAGCACACCCAGGCUUGGGUUUUUGGUUUGGGUUUUUUUUUUUUUUUUAGGAAGAAUCAGAUCUGUUUCAGAUAUAUUCUUAGGCUAAAGAGAUAGCUUGCAGAAGGGAGACAGAUAUGACUGUUGACAAGAGUUUGAUGGUUCACUUUACAUGUCCCUUUUUGAGCUCAAAGGCUUUAGUAUUCUUUAGUAUUUUUCCACUGUGGCUGGGACUCCCUUUCCACAUGUGGCAAAAGGCCAUGACUACCGCUAUACUCAUCCAUGAGAUGCAAAUUAAUCUUCUAAACCGUAACAGAUCCUCAUUUACAGUGAGAUCAGAGAUGCAGCUUCAGACCAAAUGACGAAGGAGCACUUUGGUUAUCCUAAGAGGAACCAAGAGGUUCCCAAAUGACAUUCUGUCCGCAGUUCUUCCAGCUGAUUCUAUCAAUGUAAUUGUGUUUGUUCCUUGGUAUUUCAUGGGUUUGGGAUUUUUUUUUUUAAGACAAGUGACACUACUGAGCUAUUUAAAUAAAAACACAUAACUUCUA
This is a messenger RNA of Monodelphis domestica (gray short-tailed opossum), 2163 nucleotides long. NCBI's taxonomy places the organism in Eukaryota, Metazoa, Chordata, Mammalia, Didelphimorphia, Didelphidae. The record is from RefSeq and is a predicted model, not a curated record.